Messenger RNA from Oreochromis aureus, 2122 nucleotides. It is a transcript of the gene matn1, whose product is annotated as matrilin 1. The record is from RefSeq and is a predicted model, not a curated record. Lineage: Eukaryota; Metazoa; Chordata; Actinopteri; Cichliformes; Cichlidae. The coding region runs from base 89 to 1567 and encodes 492 amino acids. The transcript is spliced from 10 exons. Gene Ontology annotation, molecular function: calcium ion binding.
AUCGCUUGGAGCUCCGCUUCGCUUUCUUUUCUGCUUCCCAACUCUAGGACCUUCUGCGGCCGCGCUCAGACCCCCCGCUUUUGUCACCAUGAUGCCCAUCAAGCCGUUGUUCCUGCUGUUGCUUGGCCUAAUAGGAGCCCAAGCUAACUUAGACCUUCGCACAGCCGCCGCCAUGGCGGCAGGUUUGUGCAAAGCCCGUCCCACCGACCUCGUGUUCAUCAUCGACAGCAGUCGCAGUGUUCGCCCCUCAGAGUUUGAGCAAGUUAAAGUCUUCCUGGCAAAAGUCAUCGAGGGGCUGAAUGUUGGACCCAGCGCCACUCGUGUGGGAGUUGUCAACUAUGCCAGCCGCGUUAAGAAUGAGGUGUCUCUGAAGACCCACCGCACCAAAGCCGGGCUGAUCAAGGCUGUGACCAAAAUUGAGCCGCUGUCCACCGGAACCAUGACUGGCCUGGCCAUCCAGUUUGCAAUGAAUGUUGCCUUCAGUGAGGCUGAGGGCGCUCGUGCAAAAUCUUCUGACGUCGGCAAGGUUGCCAUUAUUGUGACAGACGGGCGUCCCCAGGACAAUGUCAAGGAUAUAGCUCAACGUGCACGAGAUGCCGGCAUUGAGAUUUUUGCCAUCGGUGUGGGACGCGUGGACAUGAACACUCUGAGGCAGAUGGCCAGCGAUCCUCUGGAUGACCAUGUGGACUAUGUGGAGAGCUACAGCGUUAUCGAGAAGCUCACCAAGAAGUUCCAGGAGGCCUUUUGUGAAGACCUAGUGUCUGACCUGUGUGCCACUGGGGAUCAUGACUGUGAGCAGGUAUGCAUCAGCACCCCAGGAUCAUACAAGUGUGCCUGCAGAGAAGGUUUUACCCUCAUGGACAAUGGUCGUAGCUGCAGUGCUUGUAGCAACUCCGCAACAGACGUUGUGUUUCUGAUCGAUGGCUCUAAGAGCGUGCGUCCUGAGAACUUUGAGCUGGUCAAGAAAUGGAUCAACCAGAUCAUCGACAAACUGGACGUCAGUGAAAGCAAGGCUCAUGUCGGACUGGUGCAGUACUCCAGCACAGUCAAACCGGAGUUUCCCUUGGGCCGCUACAACAACAAGAAGGACCUCAAAGAAGCUGUGAAAAAGAUGGCCUACCUGGAGAGGGGAACCAUGACAGGCCAGGCUCUCCGUUAUCUGGUAGAAAACAGCUUCAGCCUUGGUCAGGGUGCCCGCCCUGGAGUCACAAAGGUGGGCAUCGUCUUCACCGAUGGGCGCAGUCAGGACUACAUCGGAGAGGCUGCCAAGAAGGCCAAGGAAAACGGCUUUAAGAUGUAUGCUGUCGGAGUGGGCAAUGCAGUUGAGGACGAGCUGAAAGAGAUUGCCUCUGAGCCAACCGGAGAGCACUACUUCUACACCGCCGAUUUCAAGGCCAUGAGCCAGAUUGCCAAGAAGCUACAGAUUAACGUCUGUGAUGAGGACCCUUGUGAGUGCGACUCCCUUGUAAAGUUCCAAAAGAAAGUUGAAGCUGCCUUACAGGCACUAACAAAAAAACUAGAGAGCAUGUCGAAGAGGAUCGCCUUGCUGGAGAACAAAAUCGUCUAAGGACUCGUAUCCCAUUACUCACCUGCACCCAUGUACAAAUACAAACACACACACACACAAAAUUUACUUCCUGUAAAAUAUUGAAGACACACCCCUCUCCAUAUAGAUGUGCGUGUGUGUGUGAUAAUCCAGACCUUGGCUCUCUCCUACCCCUCCAAACCACCUCUUGUUUUUCUACACUUCUGCUCUCGUCUCUUCUACCCUUGGGACACACACCCUUGGUUACCACAUGAACAUGCCUCUGCGUGUGUGUUUGUGUGUCUGUUUGUGUGUGUAUGUGCCCUGAAGGUCAUCCUCCAAAGCCAGCCUGUGUGUUUGCUAAUAAAAGUCUUCCCUCAUAGGGAAACGGUGAUGGAACGCUGAAGGGUUUUUCUUUGUUGCUGCCACAGUGUUGAAGUUCCUGAAACCCCAGAGAGUGUGUGUCUUGUCAUGUCAAACGAAGCAGCACAUCACCUUCACUUGUUUGUCUGUUUAUAUGUCACUGUCAUAUUUCCCUAUUCCUUCAUCUUCUUCAUUUUUUUCUCCUAUCAUCCUCACAAAAGUUAUCUUGCAUUG